Molecule: messenger RNA, 1179 nt
Organism: Amphimedon queenslandica
Lineage: Eukaryota; Metazoa; Porifera; Demospongiae; Haplosclerida; Niphatidae
Product: aquaporin-9-like
Exons: 7
Coding region: 108-1040 (310 amino acids)
Biological process (GO): water transport; glycerol transmembrane transport
Cellular component (GO): plasma membrane; basolateral plasma membrane
Molecular function (GO): urea transmembrane transporter activity; water channel activity; glycerol channel activity
Source: RefSeq, a predicted model, not a curated record
ACUAUUCUGAUUAGUCAGUUAUCUCCUUGACCUUACCUCUGCUGCUCCAAGCCUCCAAGUCCAAGCUUUUUCCCAUUUGCAGUUUUUCAUUGACUUUGUUUCAGGUAAUGGCUGAAGAGAAAACGUCUCUCUUGGACUCUGCCACCUCCUCCAUUAGCUACAGUGACUCACAAGGGAUAGCCUCCCAGCUGGACAGGUUCAUAUAUAUCGUCACAAAGCCCUGGAAAUUCGCCGUAAAGAAAGCAUACCUCAAGGAAUGUCUUGCCGAAUUUUUAGGAACAUUUCUCCUAGUGGUAAUUGGUAAUGGUGCUAUUGCUCAAACUUUAUUGAGCGAACCGCCAGACCAGUUUGGUACAUUCCGAUCCAUUAACAUAGGCUAUGGGCUAGCACUGAUGAUAGGUAUAUAUAUGUCUGCUGGUGUGUCAGGGGGGCACCUAAAUCCAGCUGUUACUCUAGCAAUGGCGUUCCGUGGGAAAAUGAAAUGGCUAUUGGUGAUCCCGUAUUGGGUGUCUCAGUUUUUGGGUGCUUUUAUGUCAGCUCCUUUUAUUCAUGGGAUAUACAAUGAUGCCAUUAAUGCUGCUGGUGGUAAGACUAAUGCUACAGCUGGUAUAUUUGCAACUUAUCCCGCCCCUUAUCUCUAUAUUGGUACCGGGUUCUUUGAUCAACUGUUUGGGACUUUUAUUCUUGUCAUUGGUAUUUUUGCUGUGACUGACUCCAAGAACUCUGAGGUUCUAUCUGGCCUGAAACCAUUCAUCAUUGGACUAUUACUGUGGGCUAUUGGUUCUUCAUUCGGCAUGAACGCUGGAUACGCCAUUAACCCAGCAAGGGACUUUGGACCAAGACUGUACACUGCUAUGGCUGGCUGGGGCAAGGAAGUGUUCUUAUGUGAUUUUUGUGGUAACAUAAGACACUGGUGGUGGGUCCCUCUUGUUGCCCCAAUGUUUGGAGGGCUCAUUGCAGCUUUUGUUUAUUGGUUUUUCAUUGAUGCUCAUCAUCCCAAGGAAAAUGAUGGCAAAUACAAGAGCAUCAACAAGGAAUAAAAAUUGAGUUAAUAACUAGUUAAUAACUGCUUCUGCUGCUAAAAAUGCUAAUGCUGGUGCAUUGCUAGUUAAUUAACUAUAAUUAACAACUAUUGCUGUUAUUUUUUUAUAAAAAGAUUUAUUCAAAUUACCUGUGAAA